AUGGGAAGCACCAGCUACGGGAUCAAAGAUGAAUGGGCCAAUGAACCAAUAGCCAUCGUUGGUAUGAGCGCCAAAUAUGCUGGAGAGGCAACAAAUACUGAGAAUCUCUGGCGCAUGCUCAUCAACGCCCGGAGCGCUUGGACUCCUUUUCCGUCUUCGAGAUUUAGACCGGAAGGUGUCUAUCAUCCGAAUAAUGAAAAGCUCAAUACGACACACGUCAAAGGUGCCCAUUUCCUCCAAGAAGAUGUUGGGCUAUUCGAUGCGGCAUUCUUCAGCUACUCGGCCGAGACAGCGGCAUCCGUCGAUCCGCAAUAUCGAUUGCAGCUCGAGUCUGUAUAUGAAGCCUUAGAAGCUGGUGAGCAGUCUCGCUUGACCGCAGCAUGGUCAAACUCGCUAACGUCCCAUCAUGUAGCCGGUAUCCCGCUUCAUUCAAUAGCUGGGUCAAAUGCCUCGGUAUACACAGGAGUAUUCGUACAUGACUAUAGAGACGCCUUACUCCGAGAUGCAGACAACCUGCCUCGGUUGAUGGCCACGGGCACUGGCGUUCCCAUGAUGUCGAACCGCAUCUCUCAUUUCUUCGAUCUUCGUGGGGCGAGCAUGACAAUCGAAACGGCAUGCUCCUCAGGGAUGGUGGCGACGCACCAGGCCGUCCAAAAUUUGCGAGCCGGUGAAUCUGACAUGGCAAUCGUGGGAGGCGCCAACUUGACGCUCUACCCAGACAUGUUCAAGGCCUUAGGUUCUGCCGGAUUUCUAUCCGGCGAGGGAAAGUCUUUUGCUUUCGAUUCACGGGCUUCCGGCUACGGCCGUGGCGAGGGAGUAGCCACUCUGGUCCUCAAGCGCCUGAAAGACGCGCUCGCAGCUGGUGAUCCGAUCAGAGCAGUGAUUCGCGAAUCAAUGCUCAAUCAGGAUGGCAAAACAGAAACCAUUACAACCCCGAGUCUAAAAGCCCAGGAAGAUUUACUGAGAGGCUGCUAUGCGAAAGCAGGCCUCGACACUAGGGGGACUCAGUAUUUCGAAGCUCAUGGGACUGGCACCCAGGCUGGAGAUACCAUCGAGGCGCGUGCCAUUGCAAAUGUCUUUCAAUCCCACCGAGAGCCACUUCUCAUUGGGUCAAUAAAAACAAAUAUCGGACAUACUGAAGCAGCCAGCGGGCUUGCAAGUAUCGUGAAAACGGCAUUGGCCAUGGAAAGGGGGGUGAUACCUCCCUCGAUCAACUUCGAGAGUCCCAACCCAAAGAUCACCCUGGAAGAGUGGAACCUAAAGCUCGUGAGAAGUCUCAAGAAUUGGCCUGACACUCCAAUUAGACGUGCAUCUAUCAACAAUUUUGGCUAUGGAGGCACGAAUGCACACAUCAUCUUGGAAGAUGCAGCGUCAUGGGCUUCAAGUCUCCCAGACAAAAACGGACAUGCGAAUGGUAGCUCAAACGGGCACCUCAAUGGCCAUUUAAAUGGGCAUUCAAGUUUCAACAAUCAUAGCACCAGUCAUUCCAAUGACGUUCGGAAAAAUGAUGGCCAGAACAGGCCCAACGGCCCAUCCAAGGUUCUCCUCCUGAGCGGGAAGGAUGAGCAGGCAUGCCAGAAAAUGGUCUCCAACCUCACUGAGUUCCUAAGUGACAAUAAGCCGUCAACUUCAAAAUCAGAAGAAUUCCUGGAAAGUUUAGCUUAUACACUUGGGCAGCGGCGAACACGGUUUCCUUGGACAGCUGCUCACCCUGUUCCUAUCACCGACGGCAUCGAUGAGGUCAUUCAGACACUUCAGUCGCCAAAAUUCAAGCCAACUCGCAGUUCGGGCAGACCACGAAUUGGUAUGGUUUUCACUGGUCAGGGUGCACAAUGGUAUGCCAUGGGCAGAGAGCUCAUGGAUGCCUAUCCCGUAUAUAAGGCAUCACUCGAAGAAGGCGAGAAAAUGCUAAAAGAGUUUGGAGCCGAGUGGUCUAUGAUAGAAGAACUUUCUCGCGACGCCGAAUCCUCUCGAAUCAACGAAGUAUCGCUCAGCACUCCCAUCUGUGUGGCUGUUCAAGUGUCCCUCGUGCGCUUGCUUCGCUCCUGGGGUAUCAUACCCGUAGCCGUCACGAGCCAUUCGAGCGGGGAAAUGGCAGCGGCCUAUGCUGCAGGAGCAAUGAGUUACCAGCAAGCUAUGGCUUACUCUUACCACCGUGCUGUACUGGCAGCAAACAAGGACUUCCAAGGGCCCGUAAAGGGCGGCAUGAUCGCCGUGGGGCUCGGACACGACGAAACACAAUCUUACUUGGAAAGAUUGAAUUCGGGCGGUAAAGCAGUGAUUGCAUGUGUGAAUAGUCCUUCUAGUAUCACUGUCGCUGGCGAUGUUCCUGCCAUACUCGAACUGGAGAAAUUAGCCAAUGAAGAAGGAGUCUUUGCACGCCGCUUGAAAGUCGACACUGCGUGGCACUCACACCAUAUGGCCCCGAUAGCCAAGGUCUUUUUAUAUACUCUCGAGAGUCUUCCAAAGGAAGAUACUGAGAAUAUCGCACUCGAAGCCGUGCGGUUUUCGUCGCCGGUAACCGGAGGUCGCCUCACACAUUCCAAACAAAUAUCUCGUCCGGGGCACUGGGUAGAAAGCUUACUGCAACCAGUUCAGUUUGUCAAGGCCUUUACUGACUUCGCACUGGGCGACUCGGACACUCCUAAUGUGGAUGUCAUUGUAGAGGUUGGGCCACACACUGCCCUGGGAGGGCCGAUCCAACAGAUCCUCGCACUUCCCGAGUUCAAGGAUUUCAAGUUACCGUACUAUGGUACUUUAGUCCGCAAAAUGAAUGCACGAGACAGCAUUCAGGCACUGGCUGCUAACUUGGUGCUUGAGGGGUAUCCUGUCGAUAUGGCAGCCGUCAACUUCCCUCGUGGCAAGGGACCACAUGUUAAGGUACUGGUAGAUCUGCCAUCAUACCCCUGGAACCACCAAAUCAGACAUUGGGUAGAACCUAGGUUCAACAAAGCUCUGUGUCAGCGUUCGGAGACCCCCCAUGAUUUACUCGGCACACUUGUCGACGGUUCAAAUCUCGAUGCUCCCUCAUGGAGACACACACUCAGGACUUCGGCAUCACCUUGGACUAGGGACCAUGUAAUUCAGUCUAAUAUUGUAUAUCCUGCCGCUGGCUACAUUUGCUUAGCUAUCGAGGCAGUUAAGCAACUCUCCAAAUUGAACAACAGAACCGACAUUAGCAAGAUUGCGGGUUACAAACUAAGAGAUGUCGACUUUCUGCAAGCGCUUGUUAUUCUAGACAACUCAGAUGGUAUUGAAAUACAAACCACCUUGCGCUCUGCCAACACAAAAGAUAUUGGGAAGCAGAAUUGGAAGGAAUUUGAAAUCUGGACAGUCACACUGGAUAAUCAAUGGACCCAGCAUGCCAAAGGUUCAAUCUCUGUGGAGUUUGAAGACUUCUCUCUAACUACAGCCAUUGGUCGAGGGGUGAGCAACCUCGACAUAAAAGGCUACGCUCGCCGAGUCAUACCAGCCGACCUUUUCUCGAACCUCAAGGCUCUUGGCAUUUCUCACGGACCCAUGUUCCAGAAUAUGAAGCACAUCAUUCAAUCAGGCUCGGAAAUGAAAAGUGUUGUCACCAUGUCCAUUCCGGACACGUCCCUACCAAAGGAUCUUCCGCAAAAUCAUGUGUUGCAUCCGGUAACAUUAGACUCGAUCAUCACGUCCCCUUAUUCAGCUGUCCCAGGAGCCGGGGCCCAUGAGACUGCAGCUAAAGUACCCAGGGCUGUAAAAAGUUUCUGGGUGUCGGAAAGCAUUGGUUCGAACCCAGGACAUUUGCUCGAAGUUGGUUCUAUUAUCAAUCGUGAUAAUAUUCAAGGCAUGGAAGCCGAUCUAUCUGUACAUGAUGGAAAUGGGAGAAUGGUACUAGAAAUGAAAGGUUUCUCAUACCAGUCGCUAGGGAAGAAUCUGUCCCUCAGCAAAACAGAGCGGUGGCAAACCGAGCUUUGCAACAUUGUCGAUUGGUCACUAGACAUCUCAUUCCUGUCGCCAGCCACAGUUUCCUUCAUCAAUAAGCAAUUAAGUAAUGCCGGUGACAGUUCAGAGCCUAGUCUCACCAAACGACUUUGUCAAGUAUGCUUCUACUUCAUGCAGCGGGCGCUGCUUGAGAUGGAUCAGAAUGAUGCAGCCGACAUGGCUCCCCACCUUGCCAAAUAUUACACCUGGUUGAAAGACACGGUUGAUAAGGAAGCCUCUGAUCAACUCAUCGGAGACGGUAGGACUUGGUCAUCAAUGACAGAGCCCGAAAAACAAGAUCUCAUCAACCAAGUAUCUGAUUUUGGGGUGGAAGGCGAGAUCGUCAAGCGUAUAAGCACACAGUUACUCGCCAUGCUAAAGGGUCAAGCAUCGCCAGCGGAGGUGCUCUCUCAAGACAAUCUGCUAGCUAAAUAUAGAAGUGAAACCCCGAGAGGAAAGCGAACGGGGUCACAAUUAGCUGGACUACUAAAGCAUCUAGUACAUAAGAACCCUCGUGUUCAGAUUCUGGAAAUUGGUUCAAGAGACGGUGGGAUGACCCAAUAUGCUCUUGAAGCACUCGGUACAUCUGCCACGGGUGGCCCGCACGCUUCCGUGUAUUACUACACGGAUCGCUCCACGGCUUCUUUCGACGAUGCCAAAAAAGACUUAGCGACUUGGAGCGACUUGCUUUCCUUUCAAGAGCUUGACAUUGAGCUUGAUCCAGCUUCACAGGGUUUUGCUCUCGGAACCUGCGAUAUAGUGAUUGCUUCUCAUGCUCUCAGUGCCACCAGAAAUAUUCCCCAAGCCCUACAAAAUAUUCGGAAUCUGAUCAAACCAGGCGGAGCCCUCUUGGUUGCUGAAGAUAUAAAAUGCCGGAAUGACAUUCAGUUUGUAAAUGGUCUCUUUCCAGGCUGGUGGCUCGCACAAGAAUCCGGCAAAGAUGCAAACCCGUUACUUGAUGCAGGCAUCUGGGAUCUUCAACUUCGUGACGCUGGCUUCAAUGGGGUAGAGGUCGAGCUAGCCGACUGUGAAGAUCCGGAAAACAAGACGUCGGUCACGCUUCUCGCAACAGUACCGUUGUCGCUUCCGCCGCUGCAGGGCGUAGACCCAGAGCGCAUAGUUAUCAUCACAAGCCACAAACCUGAAUCGAUGCCUCCACCGGAGUGGCUGGAAAGUCUCCAAAAGUCUAUUGAUUCGGUCAUAAAAGGUGCUGACGGCGGAGCAGUGCCGUUGAUGAAAGAUCUAUGUUCAGUUUCCAAUAUUGAUCCACCAUGGUUCACUGACAAAAUUUGCGUUUUCGUUGGCGAAGUAGAUGAUGGCGUACUUUACGAUCUUGAUUCAACUUCUUUAGAAGGCAUCCGAGCGAUGGCUACAAGCUUCAAAGGUUUGCUCUGGGUAACAAGAGGCGGUGCAGUAGAUUGUCAGCGUCCUGAGCUCAGUCUUGCCUCUGGGUUCGUUCGCACGCUUCGGACAGAAUAUCCAGGCCGCAAGUUACUCACACUCGACCUUGACCCAAGGGGAGAACUUUGGUCUCAAAGUAGUACAAGCGUGAUCGCCCAAGUACUCCAAGCUACGCUUAUAAACCCCAAAGACGAUCCCGCAGCUGAAAGGGGGCCAGGCGAUUACGAAUUUGCCGAGCGAGACGGUAUCAUUUUAGUCCCACGACUUUACCAUGAUGUAGCCAAAAAUCUACAUCUGUCCCCAGGCACCACAGAAGCGGCUGAGCCGGAGAAAUUGCCUGUCGAGCGUUUCUGUCAACGAGACAGACUCUUGUGCUUGGACCCAGAGCGGCUCGCUUUCGGUGAUGACCCUCAUGCUGAAGCUUAUCGCGAUUCUCUCCCUCCCAACACGUUGGAGAUAGAGCCGAGGGCCUACGGUACUAGCCUAAACGUCACAGGAGACCAUAUUGUCGGCGUCGAGUGCGCCGGUAUUAUCUCACGAGUCGGUACAGAGGCAUCAUUGCAGGGCUACUCGGCUGGUGAUCGAGUGGUCUGCAUACUGCAGCAAUCAUCAUUCCCAAACCGCGCUGUGGUUGACUGGACCGCUGCGACACAUAUCCCGACUGAACUGGACUUCCAGGAGGCAGCGUCAAUCCCUAUGGCAUUCCUUACGGCUUACUUCUCCCUCGUAGAGGUCUCGAGACUUCAGCGCACUCAAUCUGUCCUGAUUCAUUCUGCAACAAGCGAUUUUGGGCAAGCUGCUGUAAUGAUAGCGCAAAGCCUUGGAGCAGAAAUAUAUGCCACAACAAGCAGUCGGGAAGGGCGUGAUGUGAUAAUGCAACAGUACGGAAUCCCCGCCAGUCGCAUAUUUGAUAGCGAAAAUGCAUCAUUCAGCCGAGCAAUUCUCGCUGCUACAAAUGGCAGGGGAGUAGACGUCGUGCUGAACUCGUUAUCUGGUCUCCUGCUGCAGGAGAGCUUCAAUUUGGUAGCGCCACUUGGGCACUUUGUAGAGGUUGGCAAGCGAGACUUGGAGGCCAACAGCAACCUGGAGAUGGGUUCCUUCUCCCGCUCAGUGUCCUUCUCCUCUGUUGAUAUCCGUACUUUGCUAGAACAUCGCGGGGCCCAUGUUCAUCGUUGCUUGGGUGAGAUAAUGCGUCUUAUCAAGUCAAAAGCUGUGAAAGUCGUUUCUCCCAUCAUCUCAACUAGGUUGGCGGAUAUCACCAGCGCUAUGCAACUACUACGAGCAGAAUCCCAUAUCGGCAAGGUCGUCCUUUCAGUCAGUCCUGACGAAAACGUACCUGUCUUCCCACAGAAGGCGGUUGUUAAGCUGUCCCCUGAAGCGUCAUACCUGAUCGUCGGCGGAAAUGGCGGGUUGGGUCAGUCCGCCGCGCACUGGAUGGUCGCUCAUGGAGCCAGAAACCUCGUCUUACUCUCGCGCAGCGCAUCCAAAAGCGAGAAGACUGCGACUCUAGCCAAGGAACUGAUGGAAGCAGGGUGCAGCCGCGUUCUACCUGUCAGCUGUGAUGUUGCCAGCGAGGAUGACCUUGCCAAAGGAAUACAGACUUGCGCACAGGAGGGGCUGCCUCCUAUUCGCGGCGUCAUUCACGCAGCCUUUGUUCUCCAGGAUUUUUUCGUAGAAAACAUGACACUGGAUGACUGGAAGUACACAACUCAGAGCAAGGUUGCUGGCGCCUGGAAUCUGCACAACCAAUUCAAUCUGCCCGGAGAUCUCGACUUUUUUGUCCUCUUCUCUUCUAUCAACGGAGUUCUCGGCUAUGCCAGUCAGGCGGCCUACUCGGCUGCAGGUGCUUAUGAGGAUGCCUUGGCCCAUUGGCGUGUCAAACAUUGCGGCCUCCCGGGCGUGUCAAUUGAUUUGUCUGUAGUGAAUGCUGUCGGAUACGUGGCCGAGGCUGAAGGGGCCGAGAUGCUACGCAAGUCACUCACCAGGGCUGGUCGUAGGGUUAUCGACGAAUCCCACGUCCUUUCAUCUCUCGAGUCGGCCAUCCAGUCGCCUUUCGACCCGCAGUUUGUCGUCGGUGGUAUUAACUCCGGCCCAGGCGCCCAUUGGGAAGCUGAUGGCGAGCUUGGGCGCGACAUGCGAGUCCUGCCACUCAAGUAUCGUCAGACCUCAACAACUGCUGGUGAGAAGCAAACGCAGCAGGGUGAGGAUGACACUCUAGCCGCAAGGAUGGCGGCGUGCUCGUCACGGGAUGAGGCCAUCUGCGUGGUCGGUUCGGCCUUGGCGGAUAUGCUGGCAGACAUGUUCAUGGUUCCAGCUGAGGAGGUUGACUUGAGCCAAUCACCCUCACAGCAGGGCGUCGAUUCCCUUGUGGCUGUGGAGGUGCGCAACAUGCUCUUCGGCCAGGCAGGGGCUGAGCUGUCCAUAUUCAAUAUCAUGCAGAGCCCGAGUUUGAGCAAGUUGGCAUCAGACGUAGUAGAUCGGAGUUCUCAUGUUGAAUUUGCAGCAUAA
Messenger RNA from Clonostachys rhizophaga, 7863 nucleotides. The record is from the annotation of a GenBank genome assembly. Lineage: Eukaryota; Fungi; Ascomycota; Sordariomycetes; Hypocreales; Bionectriaceae.